Glycine soja is the source of this 3077-nucleotide messenger RNA. RefSeq names its product G-type lectin S-receptor-like serine/threonine-protein kinase At5g35370. NCBI's taxonomy places the organism in Eukaryota, Viridiplantae, Streptophyta, Magnoliopsida, Fabales, Fabaceae. The coding region runs from base 254 to 2881 and encodes 875 amino acids. The record is from RefSeq and is a predicted model, not a curated record. Gene Ontology annotation, molecular function: protein serine/threonine kinase activity; ATP binding. The transcript has a single exon. Gene Ontology annotation, biological process: protein phosphorylation.
CUUAAAUUUCUAUCCUUCCGUGUCUAUCUGCGUAAUCAUCAUAUAAUAAACAAUUACCACCAUUACACCUUCACUUUCAUUAUGAAUUGGAAUUUGGAAACAGUUUAUUAGAGAGAGAUAACAGUAAGAUUUUCAAUAGUCAACGCAAAUAUGGGUAGCACCAUACGAGAAAAGAAAUUUGAAAACACAAAAACUGACCAAUUCCACCCUUUCCUGUUCUCCCUUCCUCAACUCCUCCAAAUCCAUUUCUCACAUGUCUCAAAUCUGCACUUCGUCAAAUUACACCAUGAAACCCAUCAUAACCUUCUCUUGCAUUCUCCUUUUCUUUACCACCAUCUCAGCCCGCAGUUUUUCAGAUUAUAUCACUCCAAAUUUCACUGCCUCAUACCUUGAGUUCAUUGACAACUUUGGCACGUUCCUGUUUUCUCACAACAGAACAUUCAAGGCUGCUAUAUUCAACCCCGGUGGCCAACAAACCAGUUUCUAUCUAUGUGUCAUUCAUGCUGCAUCCAACACUAUCAUUUGGUCUGGUAACCGUGAUGCCCCCAUCUCAGAUUCUGGCAAAAUGCUUCUAUCUUUCAAAGGGAUCACAAUUCUUGAUGAACAUGGGAACACCAAAUGGUCAACACCAUCACUGAAAUCACAAGUGAAUAGGCUUCAGCUGACAGAGAUGGGAAAUCUUGUGUUACUUGACAAGUCCAAUGGUUCUCUCUGGGAGAGUUUCCAAAACCCAACAGACACAAUUGUUAUUGGACAGCGUUUACCUGUUGGAGCAUCUUUGUCAAGUGCAGCAUCCAAUUCAGACUUGUCAAAAGGAAACUACAAGCUCACAAUAACUUCCUCUGAUGCAGUUCUGCAAUGGUAUGGACAGACAUAUUGGAAACUUUCAACGGACACAAGGGUCUACAAGAACUCAAAUGACAUGUUGGAAUACAUGGCCAUAAACAACACAGGCUUUUACCUCUUUGGAGAUGGUGGAACAGUUUUUCAGCUGGGGUUGCCACUGGCUAAUUUUCGAAUUGCCAAGUUAGGUACCUCUGGCCAGUUUAUUGUCAACAGCUUUUCUGGCACUAAUAACCUGAAGCAGGAGUUUGUGGGGCCAGAUGAUGGAUGUCAAACUCCCUUGGCUUGUGGAAGAGCAGGUUUAUGCACUGAGAACACUGUUUCCUCUUCACCUGUUUGUUCUUGUCCCCCAAACUUCCAUGUAGGCUCAGGUACUUUUGGUGGUUGUGAGCCAAGCAAUGGAUCCUAUUCUUUGCCACUUGCUUGUAAAAAUUCUUCAGCUUUUUCAUUUUUGAAUAUAGGGUAUGUUGAGUACUUUGGCAAUUUUUAUUCUGAUCCGGUUUUGUAUAAAGUGAAUUUAUCUGCCUGUCAAAGUCUUUGUUCAAGUAACUGUUCCUGCUUGGGGAUUUUUUAUAAAAGCACAUCUGGUUCUUGCUAUAUGAUUGAGAAUGAGUUGGGGUCCAUUCAGUCAAGUAAUGGAGGUGAUGAGAGAGACAUCUUGGGCUUCAUUAAAGCCAUUACGGUUGCAUCUACAACUAGUAGUAAUGAUGGCAAUGAUGAUAAGGAAAAUUCUCAAAAUGGGGAGUUUCCUGUGGCAGUUGCAGUGCUGUUACCAAUCAUUGGAUUCAUUAUUCUGAUGGCCUUAAUUUUCCUUGUGUGGAGAAGAUUGACACUCAUGUCAAAGAUGCAAGAAGUGAAACUAGGGAAAAACUCACCUUCUUCUGGGGACCUUGAUGCCUUCUACAUUCCUGGCUUACCCGCAAGGUUUGACUAUGAAGAACUCGAGGAGGCUACAGAAAACUUCAAGACUCUAAUAGGGUCAGGUGGGUUUGGAACCGUAUACAAAGGUGUGCUUCCUGACAAAUCCGUUGUGGCAGUGAAGAAAAUAGGGAAUAUAGGAAUUCAAGGGAAGAAGGACUUCUGCACUGAGAUUGCAGUCAUUGGAAACAUCCACCACGUUAACUUGGUCAAACUCAAAGGCUUUUGUGCUCAAGGGAGACACCGCUUGUUGGUUUAUGAGUACAUGAACCGUGGUUCCCUUGACCGAAACCUCUUUGGUGGUGAACCGGUUUUGGAAUGGCAAGAGAGGUUCGAUGUGGCGCUUGGAACAGCACGUGGACUUGCUUACCUUCACAGUGGAUGUGUACAAAAGAUUAUUCAUUGUGACAUCAAACCAGAGAACAUUCUCUUGCAGGAUCAGUUUCAGGCUAAGAUAUCUGAUUUUGGACUCUCCAAACUCUUGAGUGCCGAACAGUCUGGUUUGUUCACAACAAUGAGAGGCACACGUGGCUACCUUGCUCCGGAGUGGCUCACAAACUCUGCCAUAACAGAGAAAACUGAUGUGUAUAGCUUUGGAAUGGUGCUUCUUGAACUUGUCAGUGGAAGGAAGAACUGCUAUUACAGGUCCAGAAGCCAUAGCAUGGAUGAUAGCAACAGUGGUGGAGGACAUUCCUCAACCUCAUCAACAACCGGGUUGGUUUAUUUUCCUCUAUUUGCAUUGGAGAUGCAUGAGCAAAGGAGUUACCUUGAGUUGGCUGAUUCAAGGCUUGAAGGACGUGUCACAUGUGAAGAGGUGGAGAAACUGGUUCGUAUUGCCUUGUGUUGUGCUCAUGAAGAACCAGCGCUUAGGCCAAACAUGGUCACUGUUGUUGGCAUGCUAGAAGGUGGGACUCCAUUGCCACACCCGAGGAUUGAAUCUUUGAACUUUCUGAGGUUUUAUGGCCGUAGGUAUACUGAGGCUUCUACUAUAGCGGAAGAAAAUGAGUAUGGUUCUGUGAUGCUUCAACAAGCGCGUAGUUCUACUACAAGCAUGCCAAGUGAUUCAUCGACUCGUGGAUUUUCUUACAUGUCUUCGCAAAAUAUCUCUGGGCCAAGAUAGGAACAAUUCUGCUUUGUUUUUAUGUUUGUUUGUUUUGGGACUUAGCAAAUAAGGUAGUUUUAUAUGUCAUUCACGUGUUGUUAUACAUGUAGAUGAUCUCUCAUUUGUAAUUUCAUUUCGAGAUCAUCCUAUUGUGUAAAUUAUAAAGGAAGAGAAAUAAAAUUCACAAGGAUGCCUUUUGGAUGUUGGUUUAAAA